Haliaeetus leucocephalus (bald eagle) is the source of this 975-nucleotide messenger RNA. RefSeq names its product protein Wnt-4-like. Gene Ontology annotation, biological process: cell fate commitment; multicellular organism development; neuron differentiation. Gene Ontology annotation, cellular component: extracellular region. The transcript is spliced from 4 exons. Gene Ontology annotation, molecular function: frizzled binding; cytokine activity. The record is from RefSeq and is a predicted model, not a curated record. The coding region runs from base 109 to 975 and encodes 288 amino acids. NCBI's taxonomy places the organism in Eukaryota, Metazoa, Chordata, Aves, Accipitriformes, Accipitridae.
GCCAAGCAGCCUUCUCUGCGGGCGGUCCUCCGGGACCCCAGUGCCUGCGAGGGUCUGCCGGGGCUGGUAGAAGAGCAGGUCCGCGUUUGCCGGCGGCAGGUGGGAGCCAUGGACGCGGUGAAGCGAGGUGCGGAGCUGGCCGUCGAGGAGUGCCAGCACCAGUUUCAGUCUCGCCGGUGGAACUGCUCCAUGCUGCAGGGGCUGCAGGUCUUCGGCAAGGUCGCCAUCCAAGGCACGCGGGAGUCUGCUUUCAUCCACGCCAUCUCCGCCGCCGGCGUCGCCUUUGCUGUGACUCAUGCCUGCAGCCGUGGGGAGCUGGAGAAGUGUGGCUGUGACCGCAAGAUCCGAGGAGUCAGCGCCGAAGGUUUCCAAUGGUCGGGCUGCUCUGAUAACCUGUCUUACGGGAUUGCCUUUUCUCAAGCCUUCGUAGACAACCCGGAGAGGAGCCACGGCAUCUCCUCCAGCCGAGUGCUCAUGAACCUGCACAACAAUGAGGCUGGGAGGAAGGCUCUCCUGGCCCACAUGAAGGUGGAGUGCAAGUGCCACGGCGUGUCGGGCUCCUGCGAGGUGCGCACGUGCUGGAAGGUCAUGCCUCCCUUCCGCAAGGUAGGCAACGUCCUCAAGGAGAAGUUCGAGGGGGCGACGGAGGUUCACCCCAAACAGGUCGGUUCCCGCAAGCUCCUGGUGCCCAAGAGCUCUCGCUUCAAGCCCUACACGGCUCACGACCUGGUCUACCUGUUGGCCAGCCCAGACUUCUGCAACCGGGACCCCCAGCGCGGGGUCUUCGGCACUUCUGGCCGCCAGUGCAACCGGACAUCCCCGGCCAUGGACGGCUGCGAGCUCCUGUGCUGUGGCAGGGGCUUCCACACCGCCCAGGAGGAGGUGGUGGAGCGGUGCAGCUGCAAAUUUCGCUGGUGCUGCUCCGUCAAGUGCAAGCAGUGCCGGCACCUCGUGGAGACGCACAGUUGCCGCUGA